Molecule: messenger RNA, 2507 nt
Organism: Leopardus geoffroyi (Geoffroy's cat)
Lineage: Eukaryota; Metazoa; Chordata; Mammalia; Carnivora; Felidae
Gene: POPDC2
Product: popeye domain containing 2
Exons: 4
Coding region: 619-1707 (362 amino acids)
Cellular component (GO): sarcolemma
Molecular function (GO): cAMP binding
Source: RefSeq, a predicted model, not a curated record
CCAGAGGUCUUGUCCUCUGGGGAGAUAUGUUAAGUGCUCUGCCAGCCUGCCUGUGUGCCUGGCCUGUUUUUUCUCACUGCCAGUACCUCUUGGAUUCCAAUUCCAAACAUGGUAUCCAUCUGGGGUCACCCUUUCUUCCGGUGCCAAGAGAGACGCAUUCCAAAUGGAACACAAGUGUGCCUCCCGUGCUGGGCUCUCCUCAUUCUGACUAGGGACAACAGAGAGCAGGAUGUGGCCACUUUAUCCCUCACCGCUAAAGUUUUCGAUCCCAUAGUCCUAUCUUUACCUCGGGACAAUUUAGAUUUUUCUGCUAAGAGCCAAAUGUGAAGUCUGCUCUAAGAAACCUAGAGCCCAGGAAUCUUGCCAGAGCUCUGCAAAGAAGGCCAGAACCUUGCUGAAGGAAAACGAGAGGGAAAAAAGUUUUAAAAUUCUCCAUGAAGUAUACUAUGUUCUGCCAUUUAUUCCCAAGGCUACUGGAAGCAUUCCUCUCAGGAAAGGCAGAGUUGGCGGUGAGAAGCCGGACCUGAGAAGACUCUGGGAGGACAGAUUAGUUCAUUUUUUGAAUUCCCUAUGUGAGGACAGUCUUCAAGCCCAGCAAGGCUUUGAGACGCCCUGAAGAUGAGUGCUAACGGCAGCACAAUGCGCCAGCUUCUCUGGCAGGACCCAGUGUGCAGUGGCUGGAAGCAGGAUCUGGAAGGGGCUGUCUACCAUCUGGCCAACUGCUUCUUGCUCCUGGGCUUCAUGGGGGGCAGUGGGGUGUAUGGAUGCUUCUACCUCUUUGGCUUCCUGGGCACAGGCUAUGUGUGCUGCAUGAUGUGGGGCUGGUUUGAUGCCUGCGGCCUGGACAUCAUCCUCUGGAGCUUCCUGCUGGCAACGGCCUGCCUGUUCCAGCUGGCACACCUGGUCUACCGCCUGCGUAAAAACACCCUCCCCGAGGAGUUCGAUCUCCUCUACAAGACGGUGUGCCUACCCUUGCAGGUGCCUCUGCAGGUGUACAAGGAGAUUGUUCACUGCUGUGAGGAGCAAGUCUUCACUCUGGCCACUGAGCAGACUUACGCUGUGGAGGGUGAGACACCCAUCAACCGCUUGUCCCUGCUACUCUCUGGCCGGGUUCGUGUGAGCCAGGAUGGGCAAUUUCUGCACUACAUCUUUCCUUACCAGUUCAUGGACUCUCCUGAGUGGGAAUCGCUGCAGCCCUCGGAGGAGGGGGUGUUCCAGGUCACUCUGACUGCUGAGACUGCAUGUAGCUACAUCUCCUGGCCCCGGAAAAGUCUCCACCUUCUUUUGACCAAAGAGCGAUACAUUUCCCGCCUCUUCUCAGCCCUGCUGGGCUAUGACAUCUCUGAGAAGCUCUACGCUCUCAACGAUAAGCUCUUUGCCAAGUUUGGGCUGCGUUUCGACAUCCGUCUCCCCAGCCUGUACCAUGUCCUGGGUCCUGCUGCUCCAGAUACAGGGCCAGAGUCUGAGAAGGAUGAUGAGGAAGUCCGUGAGUCAGCCAUGCCCACAUCUGCCCAGCAAACACCCCCUCACUCUCCUCUUCCAGCUGCCAGUGGCCCUCCAGCACCUCCCUCCCGGGCCAGGAUGUCCAGGCCGGACAGCGGCGUCCUGGGUGAGGACUCUGCCAGUCUGGUGCUGGAGGAUUUUGAGGAGGUGUCGGGAUCAGAAUCGUUCAUGGAUUAUAGGAGUGAUGGGGAGUACAUGAGGUGAGGGAGAGCUAACACGGGCACAACCACCCGGCUCAGGAUCCUGUCUUCUAGAACUCCUCUCCACAGCUACUCUCAAGUUAUGUCCAGGGGACAGGCCCCCUUGGCUCCAACCCACACUCCUGAACUUUAAGGAUCAACAGGCUAUCUUUUUCUCUGGCCGCACUAAUCUUCACAGGAAGGUCACUUGAGUGCACACCGCGUCUCACCCCCUGGAAGGCUCACAGGCAAGGUCAGAGCAGACACAGAAGACGUCGCCCCGCUGCUAACAUCAAGGGCUCCAGGUGACUUGUGCAAAUUUACCCUCACCAGCCUUCCUUCCAGGAAAAGGCACCCAAAAGUGUGAAAGCACCCAUCCCAUCCUUCACUAACUGCAGAAUCUUGGGCAAGUUACAGAGGCUCUCUGUAACUCUCAUCUGUAGAGUGGGGAUUCACAAAACUCAUCUCCCAGGGUUGUGGUGAGCACUGAAUGAGCUGACUUAUGUAGAGCCCCUCGGACAUGUACAUGGCGUGACACCUAGUAAGCACUCCAUAAAUCACUCAGUUUUUUUCCCUUGUUGUUUUUCUGAACUGUUAAAAGGGUCACUGAAGUCAACUAGCCAAGAAGUUUUCAUGGUUUACUUGUUUGUUUUUCCGGUUAGAUUCAAUUUAUAGAAGUAGAAAUUUUUAAAAACCUAGUUUUCCCUUAAGCUUUUAAGUUCAACUUACAAAUCUCUUGUUCUGUUUAGGACCCUAGUAUGAAACAAUAGUUUUCAGAGGGACUUUAAACAACUUAGUUAAUUAAAUUUCCUUUCAUAGUUUUAA